This is a messenger RNA of Planococcus citri (citrus mealybug), 2873 nucleotides long. It is a transcript of the gene Pnn, whose product is annotated as desmosome associated protein-like protein pinnin. Gene Ontology annotation, cellular component: catalytic step 2 spliceosome. The record is from RefSeq and is a predicted model, not a curated record. The transcript is spliced from 10 exons. NCBI's taxonomy places the organism in Eukaryota, Metazoa, Arthropoda, Insecta, Hemiptera, Pseudococcidae. The coding region runs from base 323 to 1717 and encodes 464 amino acids.
AUCUAUGAGAUUCAAAAGCAUUGAUGCUUUCUGAUUCUGAUUUUUUCUGAAAUUUCUGAUUAUUUGAGAAGUGUUUUGUUUUAAUUAAAUACAUCUAUUUGAUCAUGAAAAGAUGCAUUUUUUAAUCGGUAAAUGAGACCAUACAGACAGUUUUGAAAGUGAAAAGCCGCUUUAUUAUCUGCAUUGUUUUCCCGCAUCGGAUUUUUGCAUAUCUACGUGUGAUGUGAACUUGCGAAGGCGCUGUUUUAUCUGCAUUUUGCCGAGUACUUCUCCUAUACGUAAAUUGAUUUAUAAUUAUUCAACUAAUCGAAUUAUUUGAAAAAUGGAAUCUUCGUCCAUCGUACUUUGCAAAGAUCGGCUUCAAGAGCAACUUCAAAAAGCAAAAGAGAGUCUUAAAGGGGUUGAUGAUAAUUUGAAAAAAUUCAUCUCUAGGAACAUUUCGGAAGCUCCAUUACGAUCUGCGUUUAACAAAACUGCCGCACAAACCGCUGAUAAGUGGAAAUCGAAUAAAGAAGAAAGUUUAUCUUCAAAUAAUCGUCGUCGACCAGCGAGAGUGUUGAAUGAUGCUGACAUUGAAAAUAUACCUGUUAAGAAAAGAUUAGGUCCUAAAGUUCUGCAUAGUAGUAUAAGUGGCCCCCCGAGAAAAUCUGAUGAUAUUGACGAUAGUUACAUGAAGAAGCCCUCAGUACUUUCUUGUGUAGUUGCUAAGCCUCAUGUUUUACCGUCCCGAAAAGAUGCUGUAUCAGUCAAAACAUAUACAGAAACUAGAGCAAGAGACCGUCGUAUGUUUGGAGCUUUAUUGGGCACUCUGCAGAAAUUUCGUCAAGAAGAAACCCAGCUCAAAGAUAAAGAAGACAAAAAAGCAAAGGUUGAGAAAAAAUUAGAAGAAGCUGCUAAGCGUGAAAAAGAAAAAUUGCGUUUAGAGAGGCAAAGAUUGAUGGAUAUCCGAAAAGAACGAGAAGAAUAUAUUAAAGCAGUAGAAAACAACAUGAAGUUGGUUAAAGAGCAAGAGCAAUGGGAAGAAUUGCAACAACCGCUAUUUAAUUAUAUUCGUACCGAAUCAUCUCCCACAAUUUGUUAUUUACCCAAGGUGCACAAUGAAAAAACGACUCAAUUGUUAGAACAGUGUCGAACCGACCUAUCUAAAAUGAUUGCUGAAAAAAGGCAAAGUGUGAAAGAAGAAGUAGAUUCGUUAAUUUCUCAGUAUAAAAAUGUCGAUAUUGAAGAACUGAGUCAGGAAACCGGAAUGUCUCUUCAACACACAUUCAGUGAUCGCAACACGUCUGAAAAUAGCGAAUCGCAUCACGAUACGAAUGUAUCGAAUGGCAGUUGGUCUAACGAUAAUAACGCUAAGGCAUCUUGGAAAUCUGCCAGUAACGACACCGAUAACGCUUAUUCAGCUAAAGAGCAAAGAUUGAAGAAAAAAUCGAAAUCUGAAACUGUUUUCGUUAAACAAGAAAAAGAAGACGAUUACGAGAAAACGGUUUCCGUAAAACAAGAAAAAAUUCCUGUUAGUGAACCUGCGACAGAUAAAGAUGGCGAUGAACAUUCAAACGUAGAUCGUGAUGAAGUGCCUGAAAGUAAAAGCGAGAAGAAUUCAUCUCCUGAAGGCGAAUCUCCAAAAGAUGUCCCUGAGGAUGUUGAAAAGACCAGUAGCAAAAUGCAAACAGAAGAUACUGAUGCAAUGAACGAUGAAAUUGAUCACAGUGUUUAUUAAUCGAGAUGUCUACAGCUAAUGGGUUCAGUAUUCGUGAAUUGAAAAAAAUCAGUAUGUGUUGUUAUAGUUCCACCAUUUUUAUUGUUUUAACCGAAAUUAGUUAAUUCAGCAGGAAAGGUUUCAGUUAAGUAUUAUUUUUCAAUACGAAUUUGAAAAAUUGGGUUGUGUGGUAUUUUUUUUUCAUUUUCGAAGUAAGCAGUCAUUUUUUUCUCAAUUUGUACCAUCAAUAUUAUACCUAAGUCGAAUAUUUAUUUAAUUACCGUUUUAACGAUUCUUCUUUUUAUUAUCAUUAGUGUGAUUCAGUCACUUCAUAAAUUUAAUAUUUGCUUGAAAAGAUAAUUUCUUUAUUACAGAAAAUGAUACGAAAAUUGAUUUAAAUUUUCUCCGAGCCAGUACAGGAAGUUUUUUUUACGAUGAAAUUGUUAGAUGACGAUUUUCUGGUGGAAAAAAUUUCAUGUUCUUCGUUAUCUAUUAAUUUUUUUUUAUUAGGUUUUCUCUGCAUACCGAUGUGCGAUAAAGAAAAGACUUCUCAAGUUGACGAAUUUAAUACUGUGGUCUCCUAUGGUUAAGCAUUUUAAUUUCGUGCAUGCUCAUUCUACCAUCUAUCGUUCUUUUUAUAUUCCUUGAUUUGUAGAUGCGAUACAUUUUUGUACCAUUUGCGAAUUAUUUUUCGUAGAUUAUUACCUUCAAUUUGUGAUGUUUAAAAUAUGAAUGAUGAUCUUUGUAUUUAAUUUCAAAAAUGGAUUGAUAAUCAGUUUUAAAGUUGGCAAAACGAUGUCGUUUCAAGUCAAUUAAAUGAAUCGCAAUCAUGAUUUAUUUGAGUUUCAACUAUACGUAUCAACGUGAAAAAUAUCGUGCAGUUAUUUUGCUGUUCGUUUCCUUUUGAUUAUUUGUGUUGAAAAUGUCGAAGAAACGAGUUUUUGUUUCUUGAAUAAUCGUUUUGCAGUACCUAAAGUAAAAGUUGAGUUGAGAAAUGAAAUGAGUGUUCAACUUGCUGUAAAUAUUGUUUUCAUUCAUUUCAAUAAAAUGGUAUUUUUUUCAUUUUAUGCCUACCAUCCAAUUUUUAUGACAGAAUACGUUGGUAAUAUGAUUUAUGUAAUAUAUUUUCUUUUCCUUUUAAUGUCAAAACAGAGAUUAUACAUUUGUUUCAAUAUUA